UUAUAUGAAAACUACUUCGUUCUGAAAUUAAACGGGUUUAUUUGAUUUUUUCAGUUGUUUUAUAUAAAAUAUUAAAGAAAUAUAAUAUAAAUAAAAAAAACGCUUCUAAAAAGCUGAUAAUAUAAAACACUCGAGUUGCUAAAAAUUGAUUCGUGUUAAGGCUGGAUAAGAGUUCGUUUUUGUAUUACGAACUCGCAAGUACGAUCGCUCGUGUUGACGUGACGAAAAUGUCGUACGAACGCUGUCGCUGCUCUCACAGCGGAAUGACGAGUCAUUUCUGUGAAGACGAAUAUGCAUUCAUAUAUAAAGUGGUACUCAUCGGUGACAGUGGAGUCGGCAAGUCGAACCUGUUGCUACGGUACACAAAGGACGAGUUCCGCUUCGACAGCGCAUCCACUAUCGGUGUUGAAUUCGCAACAAGAAGCUUAGAGAUAGACGGACGGACGAUCAAGGCUCAGGUGUGGGACACGGCCGGCCAAGACCGCUACCGCGCCAUCACGAGGGCCUACUAUCGCGGUGCAGUCGGCGCACUUAUCGUCUAUGACAUUCAUAAGCGUGACACCUUCGACAACGUGAACAAGUGGAUGCGCGAGCUGCGAGAUCACGUGACUGAGACAGAUCUCGUGACCUUGCUCGUGGGCAACAAGUCUGACCUGCGCCACCUACGGGCCGUCAGCAUGGACGAGGCUAAAGAGUAUGCAGAGAAAAACGGGAUCUCGUUCCUGGAGACAUCAGCCCUGGACUCGAGUAAUGUGGAGGUCGCGUUCCGUAACAUUCUGACUGAAAUUUACCAUCGCCUCGCUCAAAAGCACCUGGACCUCGCUGGCGUCGUGGAUCGUCCGUCGGAUGACGUAGUUCCGGUAGAUGUUAUGCCGACGAAAAACAGUAAACCACCAUGUUGCUCGAUGUUGUAAACGGCGAACAGCGGUUGAGUGAGGAAUCAGUCAUGAAUAUAAAAAAAACACGUGACUUAGAGAUUGAAAAUGUGCCUUAAAUGACUCGUGAAGAAACGAAUGUGAAAGAAUUUACAAUUUUACUUCAUGAUGGGCGCACAGCCUUCAAUUCAUUGAGAUUUUACGCCUUCGUUCAUAUUUUGAAGGUGUGGUUACACUAAGAUAUUGUCCGCGGAAGAAAGAAAUUAUUUUCGAAUAACAGUUUGUUAUACGAAAUCGUUUAUUAACAUUCUGACGUUAACAUAGGAAACUUCAAACGCCAGAAACAGCAUUCUUAUACAAAUAUGUUCAGGAAAGGCGAGUACUUGCGAUUUCAUAUAGUUUCCAAUUUUACUUCCGAAUAUGGCAACACAUGCACAAGCAUAUACAUUUUAGAUGAAAAACGUUUAUUCAUUCAUCAAUUUCGGUGGUAUGCAUUACAAAUUGAUCAAAAUGAUGCACAUAGUGAGUAUUUGAACAUGGUUAGUAUAAAGUAAGGUGACAUGCAAUUGUGCGAGUAAGUACUCGUGUUAGUUGGAAAGCGACACCUGUGAACAUGAUAGGGCUGGGUGUUGAUGUUUCUAAAACGUGAAAUAUUGCACUUGCAAAAUAAGAGGAAGAAGAAGAAGACGACGAAAAAAAAAACAUGUGUCAAAAAAGAAAGAUGUUUUAUGACUGUUUUAACAUGGACACAUUUUAUGUAAAACAAUUAAUGGAUAUGAUCGUAUACACUCGCCUUAAAUAAAAUAAAAUGUGAGCAUAUAUCAAGCCAGAUAUGGUAGGAAUACAAAACCAUUUAGUCUGGUUCCCGACUUGGAAUAGCUUUUUGAUACUGGCGACUGAUCUAAUGGCGAAAGCAAUGACGAACUUGAAGUUCCGAGUAUUGUGAUAUUUAUCGGUCUCCAGGGUUACUUCUGUAAUUAAUACUAUUCCUAACGGAAUUGACACCGGGAAAAUAGUAGCGUGUUUGUGGUACUAUUUGAUUUGAAUAAUUUAUUGUUAUCACUUCGUAUAUAAACAUUGUAUCCCUAAUGUCUCUAAAUGCGUAU
This is a messenger RNA of Dreissena polymorpha, 1981 nucleotides long. Its product is annotated as ras-related protein Rab-11A-like. Bases 228 to 914 code for a protein of 228 amino acids. Gene Ontology annotation, cellular component: endosome. Gene Ontology annotation, molecular function: GTP binding; GTPase activity. The transcript is spliced from 6 exons. NCBI's taxonomy places the organism in Eukaryota, Metazoa, Mollusca, Bivalvia, Myida, Dreissenidae. The record is from RefSeq and is a predicted model, not a curated record.